Messenger RNA from Clarias gariepinus (North African catfish), 4696 nucleotides. It is a transcript of the gene csnk1a1, whose product is annotated as casein kinase 1, alpha 1. The transcript has 11 exons. Gene Ontology annotation, cellular component: nucleus; cytoplasm. NCBI's taxonomy places the organism in Eukaryota, Metazoa, Chordata, Actinopteri, Siluriformes, Clariidae. Gene Ontology annotation, biological process: negative regulation of canonical Wnt signaling pathway; peptidyl-serine phosphorylation; signal transduction. The coding region runs from base 542 to 1639 and encodes 365 amino acids. The record is from RefSeq and is a predicted model, not a curated record. Gene Ontology annotation, molecular function: protein serine/threonine kinase activity; ATP binding.
UUAGAAGAGAACCAGUUAAUCUGCUCGAGACGAACGGCUGAACAAGAUGGCGGAUUGAGUGGGUUGCGCUCUUGGGAAAAAAGUAGCGUCUACAAUUUGUUAAUAUUACAACAGACAAAGUUAAUUCGUUUGUGUAUGCGUUUCACUGUAAGAUAAGGUUAAAAGUGUAAAAUUGCCCCUCUAAUUGAGGUGGUUUAGAGAAAGCGUCGAACACGGGUCCGUACAGCGUCCUUCCUAUGUAAGAGGUUAGCUAGAUUGUUUUCGGCGUUGUAACAGCGCUGCUGGAAAAUUGAUCACUAAGCUGGAUAUAUAUAGGAAAACACGUAAGGGCGAGCAACUAUAUAUGAUCAUAAUUAUGAAAUAUUCAUCUUCGUGAGAGACGAUAGGCUUUUAGUGUGCGUUCUAGCGAGCGUUCUUCAAAAGAUCGGAUUCGGACAAGAGAAAAGAACCGAAAGGUAGUUAGCUACUAGUAGAUCAAAGAGACGCAGAUAUCCCGUUUUAAAACGCCAUCAUUGAAUAGUUUCUACGAAGCACAAAAGUCAUGGCGAGUAGCAGCGGUUCUAAAGCCGAAUUUAUUGUCGGUGGAAAAUACAAGCUUGUCCGGAAAAUUGGAUCUGGAUCAUUUGGUGACAUUUAUUUGGCAAUCAACAUCACAAAUGGAGAGGAGGUCGCUGUAAAACUGGAGUCGCAGAAAGCAAGACACCCUCAGCUUCUGUAUGAAAGCAAGCUGUAUAAAAUACUUCAAGGGGGAGUUGGCAUUCCACACAUCAGGUGGUAUGGGCAAGAAAAAGACUAUAAUGUCCUGGUCAUGGAUCUCCUGGGGCCCAGUCUAGAGGACCUCUUUAACUUCUGUUCCCGCAGAUUUACAAUGAAAACUGUCCUUAUGCUUGCAGAUCAGAUGAUCAGCAGAAUCGAAUAUGUACACACAAAAAACUUCAUCCACAGAGAUAUCAAGCCAGACAACUUUUUAAUGGGCAUUGGCCGGCACUGUAAUAAGUGUUUAGAAUCUCCAGUGGGGAAGAGGAAAAGAAGCUUGGCUGUUAGUUCUUCUCAGGACCCAUCUUUCUCAGGAUUAAACCAGUUGUUCCUCAUUGACUUUGGUCUGGCCAAAAAAUACCGGGACAACAGGACACGACAGCACAUACCCUACAGAGAAGACAAAAACCUCACAGGCACAGCACGCUAUGCUAGUAUCAAUGCACACUUGGGAAUAGAACAGAGUCGUCGAGAUGACAUGGAAUCUCUAGGCUAUGUGCUAAUGUACUUCAACAGAACCAGUUUGCCCUGGCAGGGACUGAAGGCUGCCACAAAGAAACAGAAAUAUGAGAAGAUUAGUGAGAAAAAGAUGUCAACUCCUGUUGAGGUCUUGUGUAAGGGUUUUCCAGCUGAGUUUGCCAUGUACCUGAACUACUGUCGUGGGCUACGAUUUGAGGAGGCCCCUGAUUACAUGUACCUUCGUCAACUCUUCCGGAUUCUUUUCAGGACUCUGAACCACCAGUAUGACUACACAUUUGACUGGACCAUGCUUAAGCAGAAAGCAGCACAACAAGCAGCCUCCACAGGGGGACAGGGGCAACAGGCACAGACCCCCACAGGCAAGCAAACUGACAAACCCAAGAGUAACAUGAAAGGUUUCUAAGCAUUAAGGCAGUUUAAUAAAGCAAAGAAGAGAAGAAAGGUCUUAGCAGGAUUUGCCUUCAGAUCACAUCCCAGCAUUUAGAAUCAAAUUCACCAUUUCAGGCAUUCUUUUCUUCUUGAAAGAUCUUGGUUUCAUAUACUACAUAUGCAAUCAGUAUAUAUAGGUAACAUGCUCUGCAUAUAUCUAUAUAUUGGUAUGUAUAUAGUAUAUCCAUAAAGAGGGCAGGCUUGGUAUGGAUUUUGAAGUUGUAAUCUUUUCUAUUGUAUUUCUGCCCCUGCCUUCCCUCAUUCCAGAAUGACUUUUCAAAAACUUCAGAAAAUUAUUGGUUUUCUGAGUGUGUAACUGUGCAAAACGAAGGUUUGCUCAAGUUUUCUCGUUCAGGAAAACUUUUUUCAGGAAAAUGUUCUUGUCUUACAUCACUGGCUGUCAUGAGCUUAAACUGUCAGAUUGAACAGUAUCCUAAAAUAAAAAUUAACUCUUGUUAUAAAAGGAAACCUGGCUAUACCUAAGCAGGCAUCUGUUUUAAAAGAUGAGGAAAACAUGAGGUUCUGUCUGCUGUGAUGUUGUAGAAGAGCUUCUAAUGUGAAGAUGAAAAAUUCUAGUGACUACUAGAUUUCUCUUUAGAACGCUGCAUUAACAGUUAUUGUACUUGAUAUUCAGAAGUAUAAAAAUAAAGAAUGAAAUCCACAGAAGCAUAUUCAUUAUAAAUUAGACAUCACUUCAGUAAACUUGUAUGUUAAGUGCUUAGAAGAAAAAUUGUAUGCAUAAAUGAUCUAAGUUUUUUUUUUUUUCUUCUCCUUUUUCUUCCUCCAUUACAUUAAAAACAACUGAUGGCCACAGUUAAUUUUUUUGGUUUGUUUAUUAUUAUUUUUUUUUAAUAAAAAAAUGUUUUGUAGAGCUUUCUUUUGAAUAAACUGGUUUAGGGGAAAAGGUGUUUUUGUUGCUCCUUGAGGUGUUGCUCAUUCUGUUGGAGAACACCCAUGGGACUAUGAGCAGCAUUUCUUUUAUAUUGGUGGUCGUAUUUCUCUCUUUUUUUUUUUUUCUUUAUUUCAAAGUAUGUUGUAGGGUUUUUUUUUUUUUUGGGUUUUCUUUUGUAUAUUUUUGGGUCCUUUGAGGGAAGAUCAGCUCGAAUUUCUGAUUUUAGCCACAAUGCACCAGUUAUAUGGUUUUCAGGGUUGUCCCCCACCCCACAUCCUGCUUUUGUUUUUCUUCACCAAUCUACUCUUCCUUUCUCCUGACCAGCUUAAAGUAUUUUAUUGCUGGAUGUUCUAUGAAGUGUAACUUAUUCCCUUUUAGCAUGUCAGAAUAAAUGACUUCUGAGAAACUUUGACCCAGACUAUAAUUCAAAAUGCGUCAUUUGCAAUUUUUUAAUACACCCACUUCACAAUGUUAGUUUAGUUAAUUUUCAUACACUAUAUUGCCAAAAGUAUUUGCUCUCCUACCUACAAAUGCAUAUGAACUUGAGUAACAUCCGAUUCUUAAUCCAAAGAGUUUAAUAUGAUGUUGGCCCAACCUUUGCUGCUAUACCAGCUUCAACUCUUCUGGGAAGGCUUUCCCCAAGAUUUAAGAGUGUGGGUAAGAGAAUCUUUGACCAUUCUUCCAGAAGCAGAUUUGUGAGGUCAGGCACUGAUUUUGGACAAGACUGUCUUGCUUGCACUCUCCACUCUAAUUAGCAAAGUGUUCUUUUGACUUUAUGGACCUCACUUGUGCACUGGUGUGCAGUCAUGUUGAAAUAUGAAGGGGCCAUCUCUUAACUGUUCCCACAAAGUUGGGAGCAUGAAAUUGUCCAAAAUGUCUUGGUAUGUUGAAACAUUAGGUUCAUUAAUUCCUUUCACUGGAAGUAAGUUGUCGAGCUCAAUAACUGAAAAACACCCCCACAUCAGUUCCAACAUGACUGCACAAAGCAAGAUUUAUAAGGACAUGGAUCCAACAUCCGUUUGUGCAGACCAGUUAAGUUCUUCCACACCCGAGUCAUGACCUCAACCCGAUUAGAGCACAUUUGGAAUAAAUUAGAGUGGAGACUGCGAGACCUUCUCGUCCAAUGACUGGGUCUGACAUCACAAAUGCGCUUCUGGUAAAAUGGUUAAAAAUUCUGAUGAACGUACUUCUAGAUCUUGCGGAAAGCGUUCCCAGAAGAGUUGAAGCUGUUAUAGCUGAAAAGGAUGACCCAUAUUAAGCCCUAUGGAUUAAGAAUCGGUUGUAAUGCAAGUUCAUAUGCAUGUAAAGGCAGGUGAGCAAAUACUUUUGCCAACGUAGUGUAUGUUUUAAGGUUUUAUAUAUGUAAAUAAAAUGGCUUAAAUGUACAGUGUUGAAAUAAAAUAACAAAAAAAAUGACCAAGAAUCUUCUGUACCUGUUAAAAUGCCAAAAAUCUGUAAAUAUUGAAUAUAUUUCAAAACCCUAAACCUAUAAAAAUACAAUUCAUAAUUAAUAUUGGAUAAGCUGGUCUGAAGAAAAAAAAAACUCCAUCCUUUAACAGUAAUAGGGGGAAAACAUUUCUAAUUCUAUUCUAAUAACUACUGCAAUUUUAGGGCUGACAUGGUGGUUGGUUCAUAAUUGGCACAACACAAAUAUUCAGAAUAAGACUGACACUGAUAGUUGUCACUAAUUAUGAUUAAGGGGGAACGGAAAGCAAGAUGGGAGAAUAAUUAGUUACUAGACUACUUUUUAAGUGUAAUUGACACAAGUUUAUAUACCAAAGUCUCAAUCAGUAAACUGUUAAUGUUAAAUUGAUGUUAACCGAAAUGCAUUUCCUGAUAUUCAGCUACACUUUUUAAACAGUUAUAGAAGCGAUUUAUUGUAUAAUCAUGCCCUCUGCUACUGCCCAAAUUGGGGUGGAUUCUCUCAUGAGUCUGGCUCCUCUCAAGGUUUCUACCUUAUGGUGUCUCAGGGAGUUUUCCCUUGCCACUAUGACUUCUGGCUUUCUUUUUUUGGGACAAACCGAUGAGCUAUAAAUGUAUACAUUUUAAUUUGUAUCUAGAAUUGUUUCUGUAAACUUGUUUUGCAACAAUCCCCAUUGUUAAAAGUGCUAUUCAAAUAAAGUUUAAUUGAACAAGGCA